Molecule: messenger RNA, 924 nt
Organism: Oppiella nova
Lineage: Eukaryota; Metazoa; Arthropoda; Arachnida; Sarcoptiformes; Oppiidae
Source: the annotation of a GenBank genome assembly
GCCGGCAUUUUACACGAACCCAAAAAGGGUUUAUCCGUUCUCACGGCUAUUGUCUUCAUUGCUGGUGAACUGGCCGGCAGUGGAGUUUUAGCCCUUCCCGAUGCUCUCGCAGAUAUGGCCCGUUGUUGGCUUAUGCUUGAAGAGCGAUGGCCUGAAUAUAGGAGUCCAACCAGAAAUCCGUUUGCAUCUAUCGGUUACCGAUCAAAUGGACAAUGGAUGAGCUAUGUCUGUUCAGCUGUAAUGCAAGUAACCUUCUUCGGCGGUGCCGUUGUAUAUCUGCUGUUGUGCUCAGAAUUAGUCGAAUCUCUCACUCAUACCUUCUUAGGAAAAGUCACUUUCUGUGAUUGGAUUCUUAUAAUAGCACUACUAUUGAUACCCCUCUCUUGGUUGGGAUCUCCGGCCGACUUCUGGCCUCUGGCUGUCGGUGCGAUCGGCACAACAAUCUUAGGACUUGUAUUACUGAUGAUUGAAGUGGGUAUCGAUGCGCCCACACAUAUAUCGCACGCCACUUACGAAGCGCCGACAUUCUCGUCAUUUUUCCUCGGCUUCGGGACAGUUGUGUUUGCCUUUGGAGGCGCCGCUGCUUUUCCCACAUUUCAAAACGACAUGAAAGACAAAACCAAAUUCCCGAUCGCAGUUAUCUUCUGAUAGUGUUAUACCUUCCCGUAAGUGUCACGGGUUUCACAGUCUAUGGGAGUAUAGUUCAAAAUGAUAUAUUGAAUUCAGUCACUGAUGGUGGCCUCAAAACGGCAAUCUCUGUCUGUUUUGCCAUUCAUUUAUUUCUCGCGUUUCUAAUACUCCUGAAUCCCGUCGCACAAGAAUUUGAGUCAUUUGUAAAUAUACCCCAAACUUUUACUUAUAAGCGAUGUAUAACCAGGACAAUAUUGAUGGUGGCCAUUGCAUUCACAGCAUUAUCUAUCCCAC